UCGAUUGCAAUGAUAGACUCCCUCUUCACUUCUCUUCAGUCAACUGUGUGGUGUAGAGCCGAUCGAGCUGUGGAAGCGGAGCCAUGGAAUCGGCGGCGAGCGCCUUCCUGAGGAGCGUGAUGGGGAAGCUGUUCCAGGUGCUGGAGAAGGAGUACAACAAGCAGAAGGGCCUCCGGCAGGACACCCUCUCCAUCCAGCAGGACGUCCGCAUGAUCGCCGCCGCCAUGGACGACCGCCUCCACGCCCUGCGCAGGGGCGAGCAACGCACCGCCGUUGCCAGGAUCUACAGCGAGGAGAUGCUUGGCCUGGUGCACGACGCCCAGGACUGCAUCGACCGCAUCGUCCACCGCCUCACCUGCAGGCCCCGCGUUGGCGGCGGCGGAGGCGGAGGAGGAGCGGCGCUGAUCCGCCGGGUCGCCGCCGUCGCCCACGAGCUGAGGAAGGUCCAGAGUCGCUCGGGCUUCGCCGACGAGAUCCGCCAGCUCAAGGCCCGCCUCAAGCUGGCGCACGAGCGCGUCCUCGGCAUCCCCAUCCCCCCCGCCGCCGCCAGCUGCUGCCACGAGUUCGCGGCGGCGGCGCCGUCGUGUCGUUUCGCGCGCAACCCGGUGGGCAUCGGGAGGCCCGUGGAGGAUCUCCUGUCGAUGCUGGAUGAGGUGGAGGGCGAGAAGGAGCAGCUGAGGGUGAUCUCCGUGGUGGGGUUCGGCGGCUUGGGGAAGACCACCCUCGCGAGGGCUGUGUACGAGGACCCUCACGCCGUGGAGAAAUUCCAUUGCCGUGCUUGGGUUGCCGCCGGUCGGUGGUCGCCAGAGGUCACCGGCCACGGGGUCGGUGAGAUCCUACGCGAUGUACUCCAGCAAGUUCGCCCCAAAGACGCCAUGGACGUUGUUGCUGAUAAUGGCCAACGUAUUGAAGCCUUGCUCAAGGAAUACCUCAAGGAUAAGAGGUAUUUAAUUGUCAUAGAUGACAUGGGGAUGGAGCAAUGGAGCACUAUAAAUUCCAUCUUUGAAAACAAUGGCAAAAGCAGCAGAAUCCUACUGACCACAACUAUUCAGUCAACAGCUAAUAUCUGCAGCCAUGGCAAUGGUUAUGUGUACCAAAUGAACACACUUGGUGAAGAGGACUCCAAGAAAAUAGCUCUUCAGGAGGUACGGUCACCUGAGCUGGAGCAGGGGUCCAUGCCGCUGCUGCAGAAAUGCGGUGGUCUUCCACUUGCUCUCGUCAGUGUCUCCGAUUUCCUGAAAUGCUCAGGUGAGCCUACGGGGGAGCGAUGCACAGAGCUAUGCCGUAACCUGGGUUCUCAUCUGAGAGAGAAGCAUGGCCAUGACAAUUUCGCAGAACUAAGAAAGGUGCUGAUGCAUAACUAUGACAGUUUGUCAGUGUAUGCUAUGACCUGCUUGCUAUAUCUUGGUGUAUUCCCUAACAAUCGUCCCCUCAAGAGGAAAGUUGUUAUCAGGAGGUGGUUAGCGGAAGGAUAUGCACGGAGUGAUUCUCUUCGCAGUGAGGAGGACAUUGCGGAUGAGACUUUCAAGGCGCUUGUCGACCGGAAUAUCAUACAGUCCAUUGGCACAAGGAAUAAUGCGCAAGUGAAGACGUGCAUGACUCAUGGCAUCAUGCACGAGUUCGUGCUGCACAAGUCCGUGUCACAGGGGUUCAUCGCGACAUCGUCUCGUGAUCAUCCAAGACCCCAUGCCUAUGUUAAUAAUGCCUGCCACCUUUCCAUCCAUGGUGGCAAUGUGACAGAUAGUGAGGCCUCUGACGAGGAUUUAUCUCGUGUUCGGUCUCUAACAGUCUUUGGAAAAGCAGGUGAUGCUAUUUCUUAUGUUCGUAAAUGCAAACUGCUACGAGUCUUGGAUCUGGAAGAAUGCAGUGAUCUGGAAGAUAGUCACCUCAAACACAUAGGCAAGCUAUGGCAUCUAAAAUAUCUAAGUGUUGGGGGCAGUAUUGCGAAGCUUCCGAGCAGCAUCGAUGGACUGCACUGCUUAGAGACCCUGGAUUUAAGGAGAACCAAGAUAAAGACAGUGCCCAUUGAGGCCAUUAUGCUGUACCACUUAGCUCAUCUGUUCGGAAAGUUUACAGUUGACAAAGAAGAUCUAAACAAUGCAAACAAGAUGAGCAAAGCAACGAAGUUCUUGUCCGGAAACAAGAGCAACCUGAAGACUUUAGCUGGAUUUGUCACAAACGAAAGGCAAGGGUUUCUUCAACUUAUGGUUCACAUGAGAAAUCUGAGAAAGGUCAAGAUAUGGUGUGGGCCAGUUGCAAAUGGAAGUAACUACACCAAUGAUCUUUCCAAGGCCAUUCAGGAGUUCACCAAGGUCCCCAUGGACAAUGUGGGUGCCCGUUCUCUAUCACUUGAUUCAGAAGAAUGUUCCGAAGACUUGCUGAGUUCGCUUGCUUUUGAGCCAUGCUCGGAGGAUUCCAAAUAUGAUGUAAGGUCACUGAAGCUACGUGGCAAGCUACUCCAGUUACCCCCGUUUGUUCCCUUGCUGUCAGGUCUCACUGAACUGUGUAUUUCAUCAGCUACUCUGACACGGGAUCUUCUAUCGUCUCUGAUCAAUUUGAGAAACUUGCUUUACCUCAAGUUGAUUGCGAAUGAGCUUGAGAGAUUUGAAAUGAAAUCAGGGGCAUUCCCAAGCCUGCGUCGUCUGUGCUUUGUAGUGCAAAGUCUCACUUCAGCUCUGCCAGCAAUCGAACAAGGAGCUCUGCCGAACCUUGUUUCACUCCAGCUGCUCUGCCCGAGUCUAGUUGGUCUUUCCGGCAUCCAAAUCAGACACCUCAGACAUCUCAAGGAAGUCAUGGUUGACUCUGGAGUGCCUGACCAAACACGACAAGACUGGGAGCAAGCAACAAAGAACCAUCCGAAUAGGCCGAGACUCAUGUUGCACAAAAGUGGUGUUCGAGUGGAAAGCGAGGGUCCGGGGAAUGAAGAAGUUUCAGCUGUGAGGGACAAGCGGAAAAUAUGUGUAGUCCAACCAAGUUUGGAUGAUGGACUGGAUUCUAGUCUCAAGAAGAUGAGACUUUCAUCAGAGUCUUCUUCGCGGCUUCAAGUGAUUGUCCAAUCAACUUCCUCAUCUGGCCACUGAGGCAGACGGCAAUGAUGAUUCAGCGAAGCAAGCUGCUGCGGUGAUGAUUCAGCUUGGAUACCCAAACCAGAGACAUGAUAAAUGACGAGCUGCUGUUGUAUUGUACGGUGUGUAGUUUUACUUCUGGCGACAAGUUUUGUCUCCUUAUUUUCUUGUCUAUAUGCUCAUGGUUUUCUAUUGUUACAAAGUUAACCAUGUUGCAAAUUGCAAGAUAAUCUUUGUUUCCAUGCCCAAUCCACCUCUUGCAACUGUAUAUUCACAUCAUGCAAGAAACAGAGCAGGGCUAAAGCUAGCACUAUGUUGGCUGUUCUUCAGAAGCUAACAAACAGCCAGUUGCUGAUUAAGCCCUAUGCCCACCACACUACCUUCAAAGCUGCGCGGCCUUGCGACAGAGCUCAUGAAUGCCUUCAUGACUUCCAUGGAGGCAUCUCUCUGGAGCAAGCACAUGGCGUACUCCAUGACUGCGGCAUCGCAGGGCAGCAUGAUCCUCCCGUCAUCGCCGCGUGAACUCCUCCUGGGACAUCCUCAGAAGCUCGCUGAAGAUCGAUGUGCCGAGGUAUGCCAGCGGCACCUCGAACCGCGCCCUGUCGGCGGUGUACACCACACAGUGGCCCUUCAUUGCCACCGACGGUGAAGUGGCGCAGCACUCGUCAUUACCUGCUCCUUUCGCCGCUGUUGUGGUCCGGGUGUAGUGGUGCUGCUUUAGCUUGUGCUUUCUGGAUGAACUGAUGAGGUGAUGGUGGUGCUAAGCUGAUGAAUUUAUACAGAUGAGGGGGGAGGAAGAGAAGGGAACGCUGCAGUUUAGGUGCAGCUAUCCUGACAGGUUGGCAAGGGACAGAGCCAUGAGCUCAAAGCAUGCAAUGCUGUAAGUGCAAGGGCAGGCAGUGUGAUCUUGAUUAGAUUUCUCUGGGGCUAUCUGUUUGCCACUUGUUGCCGGGGACGAUAUUAGCAGGUCUCUUGUCUUGGGUGUGCUUGGAGACAUCACAGUAUGCUCCCAUACUCACCUGUUUUAGUGGCAAAGAUUAGGCAUGCACGAAUUAAGGUCCAAUUCUAUUUGUGAGGUACACACUAAUAAUUAUGAGUGCUUGAUGAUUGGAUCCUAUUGAAAUGAAAUAUGUAGAGUGGCCCCUGAGAUGGAGAUAUCUAGUCUGACAGUUGGUCAUGCCGGUCAUGACAGAUUAUUGAUGAAGAACCAGAUAAGAUCUCAUCAGCGGCCCAAAACUACAUACUCCCUCCGUCCGGAAAUACUUGUCCUUGGAAUGGAUUACAAAUAACUGAUGUCUAUCAUCAAGUGCUAGACCACAUCUCAGUUGAAACUUGAGAUGACCAUCUAUAUUUUUGUCCUAUGUAGAAGCAUAGGUUUUGUAAGAAAAAUGAUGUUAAAGCGUAGGGGCAAUUCAGAACUGCUGUCGACGUGU
This is a messenger RNA of Triticum dicoccoides, 4498 nucleotides long. Its product is annotated as disease resistance protein RGA4-like. Bases 84 to 3080 code for a protein of 998 amino acids. NCBI's taxonomy places the organism in Eukaryota, Viridiplantae, Streptophyta, Magnoliopsida, Poales, Poaceae. Gene Ontology annotation, molecular function: ADP binding. Gene Ontology annotation, biological process: defense response to other organism. The record is from RefSeq and is a predicted model, not a curated record. The transcript has 3 exons.